This is a messenger RNA of Tachysurus fulvidraco (yellow catfish), 4873 nucleotides long. It is a transcript of the gene pou2f2a, whose product is annotated as POU domain, class 2, transcription factor 2. NCBI's taxonomy places the organism in Eukaryota, Metazoa, Chordata, Actinopteri, Siluriformes, Bagridae. The coding region runs from base 854 to 2887 and encodes 677 amino acids. Gene Ontology annotation, cellular component: nucleus. The record is from RefSeq and is a predicted model, not a curated record. The transcript is spliced from 16 exons. Gene Ontology annotation, biological process: regulation of transcription by RNA polymerase II. Gene Ontology annotation, molecular function: DNA-binding transcription factor activity, RNA polymerase II-specific; RNA polymerase II cis-regulatory region sequence-specific DNA binding.
CACACACACACACACACACACACACACACACACACACACACACACACAUAAACACACAGACGGAUGACGGGAUAGUCAAAGAACCAUUUCCUCGUGAAUCGGUACCGUGCUGCUUCUUCAGUCUCUGUUAGCUUUAGAGAGAGAGAGAGAGAGAGAGAGAGAGAGAGAGAGAGAGAGAGAGAGAGAGAGAGAGAGAGAGAGAGAGAGAAAUGUCCAGUUUAUUGUAUUUGUUUAUUUAUCGCUUGCGUUUAAUUUUUGCUCCGUGAUGACAGAAAGUGAGAGAUGCGACUUUACUCCGGUUUGAAGCUGAAUUAUUAGACAUUUUUAGAUUUACUGUAAGAAUGUUGACGUGCGCGUGCGUGUGUGUAGCAGAGAACCAAACCUGGUCAACCAAAGUAUGGCUUUAAACAGCGUUUUCUUUGCGGCUCUAUUGCAGUUUUUGCUGACUUGUACAAGACGGCGGCACCGGAUCCGUUUGUGUGCACACCUGUAUUGAGGGGUAGUGACAGGGCAGAUGUAAAAGUCGGUGUAACGGUGCUCACUGUACAGAUACACUCAUUACCUUCCGUAGCAUAAAUAACGAGCUGCCUGAUGCUCUUCCUGUCUAGUUUUCUGUUUGCUCGUCUUCAACUCAAGCCCACACACUAAAGCAAAACACCAGCGCGAGCGCACCGAUGUAACAAUGACACAAAGGCACAACACCAAAAGUAAAAAGGCGCAGUAAAGCCGGCGCACAAACCCGUCCAUGUACCACAAAAGUAAGACCAACAAGAGCAACCAAAGAAGAAGAGGAGAAGGUAAAGGAAGAAGGACCGAAAGCAGGAAGCUGUAAAGCCACGCGCAGCGGCGGAUCAUGUUCGUUCCUCUGCCGGUGCCGUUAGUGCUGCAGAGAGCUGCUCCCGACCUCUGGCGCCUAAAAGCCCCGCUGUCUCUGCGCUCCACACACGAUAUCAGGAUGAAUAAUGCAGUCGAUGAUGAGAAGACUGAACCCGACUUUCCUGCAGACAGCACAGAUUCGAUGAAGAGCAGUCCUAAGUCUAGUGAUCAGCCAAUGAAAACAAGUCCAUUCUGCCUCUCUCCAGCACCAAGCCACACCAAGGUUAAAGUAGGAGAUGUCCUUGAGCUCAGUUCCCAUGUCCCACAUCCACCUCCUCCAGCUCAGCCUCCUCUACCACAUACACAGCUCAUGUUGGCAGGCAAUCAGCUUGCAGGGCUUGCAGCUCUUCUCCCUGCACAGCAGCAGUUAUUGCUACAGCAGGCUCAGGCACAGCUCCUGGCCGCUGCAGUGCAGCAGACCAACGCAGCUCACGCAGCUCACGCAGCCAGUCAGCAACAGGCUCAGCAGCAACAGGCCAAUCAGACUUCAGCACAAGGCCAGAUGCAAGUUAAAACAGAGCAAAGUUCUGCUCAUGCCCCACCACCACUUGCCCUCUCACAGCCCAUCCAGCUCACUGCCCAGGAUAUUCAGCAGCUGUUGCAGUUGCAGCAAUUGGUGCUGAUGCCAGGUCACCCUUUGCAUUCUCCUGCUCAGUUCCUCUUACCCCAGGCACAAGCCCAGCAGAGCCAGCAGGGGCUGCUUUCAACACAGAACUUGAUUCCACUACCUCAGCAAAGUCCUGGAUCUCUCCUGACCACACCAACCAGACUGAGCAUGCAAACACAGCGCCAUCAUGACGCCAGGCCAUGCUCGUUACAAAGGGAGAAGGGACGAGAGAGCAGCAUGACACCAUCAGUCGCUGCACCAAUGAGCUUGGCUGCGACAGUCACAUCACACAGCGAGGAGCCCAGUGAUCUGGAGGAGCUGGAGCAGUUCGCUCGCACCUUCAAACAAAGGAGAAUUAAACUGGGCUUUACCCAGGGUGAUGUAGGAAUGGCCAUGGGUAAGCUGUAUGGUAAUGACUUCAGUCAGACCACCAUCUCACGCUUUGAGGCUCUCAACCUCAGCUUCAAAAAUAUGUGCAAGCUCAAACCGCUGCUGGAGAAAUGGCUGAGUGAUGCAGAAACUAUGGCAAUAGACAACAUGCUGCCCAGUCCCAGCUCACUGUCUUCUCCGGUUCUGGGCUUUGAGGGGUUGCCUGGACGACGCAGAAAGAAACGCACCAGUAUUGAGGCGAACGUCCGUGUUGCUCUGGAGCGAAACUUCAUCACGAACCAGAAGCCUACCUCAGAGGAGAUCCUUCUGAUGGCCGAGCAGCUCAACAUGGAAAAGGAAGUGAUCCGUGUGUGGUUCUGUAACCGCCGUCAGAAAGAGAAACGCAUCAACCCCUCGAGCAGCACCCCUCCCCUGCCCAGCCAGGCCCCUCCUACCACACACAAACCCCCCUGCUACAGCUCACACAUGAUGUCCAGUCAGGGACUAAUUCAGGCUCCUACUUCAAGUCUCAGUGUGACAGCUGCUAGCCCCGCCCCCUCUGCAGUCUGCCCUCCUAACCCCGGGGGCCAUGUAUCAGUGAGCUCUGCCCCACCACCAGUGACUUCCCCCCCUCUCAGCAGAGCUAGCCCCAGCCCCACUGGGAACUCAAUGAUGGGUGUAAGCACAAGCAUGAACCAGGCUCUCAUCAGCAGCCAUCCACUGGCUACAAUGCAAGCUCUGGCUGUAAGAGGUGGCCAGAUGUCCCUUUCAGCACUCGAGAGCAGUGGUCAAAUGUUCCUUGGUGGGGCUACAGGGGUGGGACUGUCCUCCCUCUUUCUUAACCGCCCCACCAUGUUGCCCAUGGCCACAGGCACCGGUAUGGGAUUGGUUAGCGCAGCACGUGCAUGUUCACCUUCCAGUGCCAGCCACUUGAGCCCAGACUCCUGCUCUGCUUCUCUAUGCUCAAGUCCUGCUUCUUACUGCUCCUUCAGUGAAGCCUCUCCACCACCUCUAGGAGGGGCAAUGGCUGAGUGACACCUGUAAGGGCCAAUCACACAACGAAGGGGAGGAGUCAGAUGCAGCUGAGACAACUUGCCUUCUCAAGCGAAGCCAUCAUUUACUCCCUCCAUUUCUCUACUCCACUCCCUCUCCCACAAAACCAAACAUAUAAAAUAAAAAUAAGGGAAGAACGGGUGUGAAAAACAUGAAGAUGAGGGUGGGUGGAUUAACAAAGAAGUUUAUUGGUCUUUUUAUUUUAAGGGUGGAGUUGCAGUGUGUCUUUGUUGGCCAUUAAAAAUAAUGUACAAUAUUCCAUUCUAAAAGAACAAAAAGUACCUUACUACCAGCUGACACAGAAGAUAAGGACAAGAGCCAAAGUGAUUGUUGUGAAGGAAUAAGAUAGUGGAUUAACAGAAUGAAAGAAACGAAUUUGACCAACGGUCACUGGAUGGAAGGGAUGAAUUAAUACCAAAAAAAGUAGCUUGAGAAAAAAAAUUCUCAAAAAGACAAAAUUGACAAACAUGCCAAAAUAGCCAAAACCAAAACACCAAAAACUGAAACCAAAAAAAUCGGAGAGAAAAGCUUUACUUAAAGGACUUUUAAAACCUGACUGUCCAGGAUCAGUUCAUCAGCUCCACAUACACCACUCUGUUUUCAGGUUUUUUACUUCAUUUUUUCCUUCAUUAUAUUUAAAUCUAUUUUCUUCAUUAUUUUGUGUCUUUAUCUACCUCUACCAUAAGCUUGCUAGAGUAACUCUAUUCUUUUUCUCUUAUCAUCAUCCGUAUGUGUGGCAUGAUAAAGUGAGUGUUUGUAUCAGUACAGCUUUAAACCCUUCAGCAUCACGAUUCCUUGUCUUUUUAUGAUACCAAACAAACUCUGAUUCAUUCUCUUCAUCUCUUGAUACCAAAGCAUUUGUCUGUCCUUGUGGGCAUCAGCAUGCAAGUGUUCAGACAAGACCUCAGAUAUGUCAGAAGAUCUAACAUCUAACAAACUGAUGCUUCCCCGUGACUCCUUAUGUCACCCUCUGCUGUGUGCUAGAAAGGGAACGAUCAAACCGGUCAAAUCAAGAAUGCUAUUAAUAAGGAGGGAGAAAAAUCAAGAUGAAUGUGUGGGAGAAGGUCUACAAGCACCGUCUGUAGGGAAAGCCUUCAAAAUGGAAUACAAAGCAUCACUACUGAUGAUUUUCUUUUCUUUUCUUUUUAAACACAAGAAGCAAACCAAAAAAGUGAGCAAAACUAGCGAAUGAGUGAACUACAUGAAAACAAGGAAGCAAGAGGUGGAUGAAGAGGAUGUGUUGGAGCAACAGAUGAUCACAGACAGUUCUGUGGUGAAUGACAUGCAAGCUCCAUGUUCCUCUCCUCCUUCCUCCAUGAUCUGUGUGACCUUGUUUUUUUUCACUCACAUUCCUGAAGAAUAUUUAUUGACCUCACUGAACUGAACUUAUAUUACAUAUAUAUAUAUUUUGGUUUAUUGCCUUUUUCUUGCUUUAUAUGUUGACACACUAUGACUUUGUCUCAUUCUUUCUAUUUUUGGGAUGAUUAGGAUAAUGUAUUGCCUAUUUUGAUAUGUUGUUUUGAUCUUACUGUGGGGAGUUUAAGAUAUUACUGUGAAAAUGUAGCUUCCAAGUUAUUCCUUGAUCGAGAAUGUUGUGAGAAAAAAAACAAAUGAGCCAAAACUGGAAAAAACCAAAAGCAAAAUGUUUUUUGUUACAAAAGUGAGCCAAAUAGCAGCCAAACCAAUGAACAAUGGAUGGAGAGAUACAGUCAACUACCUGCACUGGUGCUAGGAGAGACUGAGGGUGUGUAAUAAAGUGUGUGUGUGUGUGUGUGUGUGUGUGUGUGUGUGUGUGUGUGUGUGUGUGUGUGUGUGUGUGUGUGUGUGUGUUCUCCAGCACCUAAACCAAACUUAAAUGAAGCAGUUAGCCUACACACCUUUUGUCCACUGAGGGCAGUGAGUAGCUACUGUACAUCAUCUCAAUAGAACAACAAAGACCCAAAGAAACCAAUGAUGACUCGAGCUGUG